Molecule: messenger RNA, 1035 nt
Organism: Neospora caninum
Lineage: Eukaryota; Apicomplexa; Conoidasida; Eucoccidiorida; Sarcocystidae
Exons: 7
Coding region: 1-1035 (344 amino acids)
Biological process (GO): translation
Molecular function (GO): ribosomal large subunit binding
Source: RefSeq, a predicted model, not a curated record
AUGAAGCCGGUUCCUGUCCCGCCUCUCUCGGCCUGCCCUCCCUCUCUCGCGCUCGCUUUGCUCUUUCUUUCACAUCUCCUCUCCAGCUGCUCUGCCUCGCCAUGGCUCAACGGAGGCGCCGUAGUCCGCUCGACUGUUCUCGCAGCAAAUAAGUCCGUUUCCCCUGACUGGCCGUUGAACCGAAAACGCUGCUCACCCACCGGGCGCGGCGCAGCUCGGAAUGCUCCGUGGUCUCUUGCGUUUGCCUCGAUCCGCGCUUUGCCGUCUUCCACGCCCUCGUGGCUGGGGAGGAACAAGCUGUUGAGCAGGCGGAAUAGCAACCGCGAGAGUGGAGAGAGGGGGGACAAGCGAGAGAAGACCAAAAGACGAGGGCGAGGAGAGGCCGAGGAGAGACAGGAUCCGUUUGCCAACUGGACAGAAGAUUCGUUUCUCGACAAAACAAAUGAGUCUCUGCAAGGCGCGACAAACCGCGUGAAGCAUCGCCUUGCUCAGCUGAGGCCCGAAGCCGCCAGCGUCUUGGCCCUCGAGAAGAUCUUCCUUCGGCUGCCUGCGGCGCCUCCCACUCGGCCGUCAGACGGCCUUGCGCCUGUCUCCGUUCGGUCAGUUGUGACAGUGAAGCAAGUGUCUCCUUCGACUCUCGCCUUGCAGCCCCUCGAGAGCUCCCUUCAGCUUUUUGCGGCGAUUGAGAAGGCGCUCUCGACUGCGUCGCUUGGCCUGUCAGUCCGCACCAAAAAUGAGGACGAGAAGGGAGCGAAAAGGCAAAGGGAAAUGCUUGUCGAUUUCCCAGCUCUCACUCAAGAGCGGAGGCUGCAACUUGUGAACGAAGCGAGAGCGGAAGCUGAGGAAGGACGCGUCGUCUUGAGACGCCUCCGUCGCGAACUGCUGGAGGAGCUCCGCGGCGUCAAGAAGGCUGGAGGAAUCGGCGAAGAUCGAAUUUCCAAACUUCAAGACCGCGUGCAACAAGCGACGGAAAAGAAGAUUGCAGAGAUCGACACCACCCUUUCGUCCAAAGAGAAACAACUCCGAACGGUCUAA